Messenger RNA from Condylura cristata (star-nosed mole), 4473 nucleotides. It is a transcript of the gene TRIO, whose product is annotated as trio Rho guanine nucleotide exchange factor. Lineage: Eukaryota; Metazoa; Chordata; Mammalia; Eulipotyphla; Talpidae. The record is from RefSeq and is a predicted model, not a curated record. The coding region runs from base 19 to 4473 and encodes 1484 amino acids. Gene Ontology annotation, biological process: axon guidance. The transcript has 30 exons. Gene Ontology annotation, molecular function: protein binding; guanyl-nucleotide exchange factor activity. Gene Ontology annotation, cellular component: cytoplasm.
UUUCGAAAAAACGAUGACAUGAAAGCAAUGGAUGUUUUGCCAAUUUUGAAGGAAAAAGUGGCCUACCUUUCAGGCGGCAGAGACAAGCGCGGAGGCCCCAUCCUCACGUUCCCAGCCCGCAGCAACCACGACAGAAUACGGCAGGAGGACCUCCGCAGGCUCAUCUCCUACCUGGCCUGCAUCCCCAGCGAGGAGGUGUGCAAGCGCGGCUUCACGGUGAUCGUGGACAUGCGUGGCUCCAAGUGGGACUCCAUCAAGCCCCUGCUGAAGAUCCUGCAGGAGUCUUUCCCCUGCUGCAUCCACGUGGCCCUCAUCAUCAAGCCCGACAACUUCUGGCAGAAGCAGCGGACGAACUUCGGCAGCUCUAAAUUUGAAUUUGAGACGAACAUGGUCUCCUUAGAAGGCCUCACCAAAGUGGUCGAUCCUUCCCAGCUCACCCCCGAGUUCGACGGCUGCCUCGAAUACAACCACGAGGAGUGGAUCGAGAUCAGGGUGGCCUUUGAGGACUACAUCAGCAACGCCACCCACAUGCUGUGUCGGCUGGAAGAGCUGCAGGACAUCCUGGCCAAGAAGGAGCUGCCGCAGGACUUGGAGGGGGCCCGCAACAUGAUGGAGGAGCAUUCCCAGCUCAAGAAGAAGGUGAUCAAGGCCCCCAUCGAGGACGUGGAUCUGGAGGGGCAGAAGCUGCUCCAGAGGAUCCAGAGCAGCGACAGCUUCCCCAAGAAGAACUCGGGCUCGGGCAACGCGGACCUGCAGACCCUCCUGCCCAAGGUGUCCGCCGUGCUGGACAGGCUGCACUCCACGCGGCAGCACCUGCACCAGAUGUGGCACGUGAGGAAGCUCAAGCUGGACCAGUGCUUCCAGCUGCGGCUGUUUGAGCAGGACGCUGAGAAGAUGUUUGACUGGAUCACACACAACAAGGGCCUGUUUCUGAACAGCUACACCGAGAUCGGGACCAGCCACCCGCACGCCAUGGAGCUGCAGACACAGCACAGCCACUUUGCCAUGAACUGCAUGAACGUGUACGUGAACAUCAACCGCAUCAUGUCGGUGGCCAGUCGCCUGGUGGAGUCCGGCCACUACGCCUCGCAGCAGAUCAAGCAGAUCGCCAACCAGCUGGAGCAGGAGUGGAAGGGCUUUGCCGCCGCCCUGGACGAGCGCAGCACCUUGCUGGACAUGUCAUCCAUUUUCCAUCAGAAGGCCGAGAAGUACAUGAGCAACGUGGACUCGUGGUGCAAGGCGUGCGGCGAGGUGGACCUGCCCUCGGAGCUGCAGGACCUGGAGGAGGCCAUCCACCACCACCAGGGCAUAUACGAGCACAUCACCCUGGCCUACUCAGAGGUGAGCCAGGACGGGAAGUCGCUGCUCGACAAGCUCCAGCGGCCGCUGACCCCCGGCAGCUCCGACUCCCUCACGGCCUCGGCGAACUACUCCAAGGCCGUGCACCACGUGCUGGACGUCAUCCACGAGGUGCUGCACCACCAGCGGCAGCUGGAGAACAUCUGGCAGCACCGCAAGGUCCGGCUCCACCAGCGGCUGCAGCUGUGCGUCUUCCAGCAGGACGUGCUGGACUGGAUCGAGAACCAUGGAGAGGCGUUCCUGAGCAAGCACACGGGCGUGGGGAAGUCUCUUCAUCGGGCCAGAGCGCUGCAGAAGCGCCACGAGGACUUUGAAGAAGUCGCGCAGAACACGUACACCAACGCGGAUAAGCUGCUAGAAGCAGCGGAACAGCUGGCCCAGACCGGGGAGUGUGACCCAGAAGAGAUCUAUCAGGCCGCCCAUCAGCUCGAAGACCGGAUACAGGACUUCGUGCGGCGGGUCGAGCAGCGGAAGAUCCUGCUGGACAUGUCGGUGUCCUUCCACACCCACGUGAAGGAGCUCUGGACGUGGCUGGAGGAGCUGCAGAAGGAGCUGCUGGACGAUGUGUACGCCGAGUCGGUGGAGGCCGUGCAGGACCUCAUCAAGCGCUUCGGCCAGCAGCAGCAGACCACCCUGCAGGUGACCGUGAACGUGAUCAAGGAGGGCGAGGACCUCAUCCAGCAGCUGAGGGACUCGGCCAUCUCCAGCAACAAGACGCCGCACAACAGCUCCAUCAGCCACAUCGAGACGGUGCUGCAGCAGCUGGACGAGGCGCAGGCGCAGAUGGAGGAGCUCUUCCAGGAGCGCAAGAUCAAGCUGGAGCUCUUCCUGCAGCUGCGCAUCUUCGAGCGCGACGCCAUCGACAUCAUCUCGGACCUGGAGUCCUGGAACGACGAGCUUUCCCAGCAGAUGAACGACUUCGACACGGAGGACCUCACCAUCGCCGAGCAGCGCCUGCAGCACCACGCGGACAAGGCCUUGACCAUGAACAACCUGACCUUCGACGUCAUCCACCAGGGGCAAGACCUCCUGCAGUACGUCAACGAGGUGCAGGCCUCAGAUGGGGGGACCGCGGCCGUUAGAGACGCCCUUAGCAACCCCCUGCACACAGAGUCUCCUUUUACGCAAGUGCCAGGCCUCCUCCAGCAUAAACUGGGGAAGACCCACCAGAGCGCCCUGCAGGUGCAGCAGAAGGCGGAGGCCAUGCUGCAGGCCAGCCACUACGACAUGGACACCAUCAGGGACUGCGCCGAGAAGGUGGCCUCGCACUGGCAGCAGCUCAUGCUCAAGAUGGAGGACCGCCUCAAGCUGGUGAACGCGUCCGUGGCCUUCUACAAGACCUCGGAGCAGGUCUGCAGCGUCCUGGAGAGCCUGGAGCAGGAGUACAAGCGGGAGGAGGACUGGUGUGGGGGGGCGGACAAACUGGGCCCCAAUUCCGAGACGGAUCACGUCACCCCCAUGAUCAGCAAGCACCUGGAGCAGAAGGAGGCCUUCCUGAAGGCCUGCACGCUGGCGAGGAGGAACGCCGACGUCUUCCUCAAGUACCUGCACAGGAACAGCGUGAACAUGCCGGGCAUGGUGACCCACGUCAAGGCCCCGGAGCAGCAAGUGAAAAACAUCUUGAACGAGCUCUUCCAGCGGGAGAACAGGGUGCUGCACUACUGGACCAUGAGGAAACGGCGGCUGGACCAGUGCCAGCAGUACGUGGUCUUCGAGCGCAGUGCCAAGCAGGCUUUGGAGUGGAUCCAUGACAACGGGGAGUUCUACCUGUCCACACACACCUCCACGGGUUCCAGCAUACAGCACACGCAGGAGCUCCUGAGGGAGCACGAGGAGUUCCAGAUCACCGCCAAGAGUAAGAGCCUCCAGCUCGACAUCAUCCCCGCCAGCAUCCCCGGGUCCGAGGUGAAGCUUCGGGACGCCGCUCACGAGCUCAACGAAGAAAAGCGGAAAUCUGCCCGCAGGAAAGAGUUCAUCAUGGCCGAGCUCAUCCAGACGGAGAAGGCCUACGUCCGGGACCUCCGCGAGUGCAUGGACACCUACCUGUGGGAGAUGACCAGCGGCGUGGAGGAGAUCCCCCCGGGCAUCGUCAACAAGGAGCUCAUCAUCUUCGGGAACAUGCAGGAGAUCUACGAGUUUCACAACAACAUAUUCCUGAAAGAGCUGGAGAAAUACGAGCAGUUGCCGGAGGACGUUGGGCAUUGCUUUGUCACUUGGGCAGACAAGUUUCAGAUGUACGUCACCUACUGCAAAAACAAGCCUGAUUCCACCCAGCUGAUCCUGGAACACGCGGGCUCCUACUUUGAUGAGAUCCAGCAGCGGCAUGGACUAGCCAAUUCCAUCUCUUCCUACCUGAUCAAACCGGUUCAGCGGAUAACCAAGUACCAGCUCCUUCUGAAAAAGCACAUGGUUGCCCUCAAGCCGGGGCGGAAGGUGGGGGCCGAGCUGCUGGUGCUGGCGUUCGCCCUUCGCUUUCUGACUCCGCGAGGGCCGUCGGUCCUCCGUGUCCUGGAGCCAGCAGGGUGUGUCGGGUUUGAUGAAAAUAUCGAGUCUCAGGGAGAACUUAUCCUGCAGGAAUCCUUCCAAGUGUGGGACCCAAAAACCUUAAUUCGAAAGGGUCGAGAACGGCACCUCUUCCUUUUUGAGAUGUCCUUGGUGUUUAGUAAAGAAGUGAAAGAUUCCAGCGGGAGAAGCAAAUACCUUUACAAAAGCAAACUGUUUACCUCAGAGCUGGGUGUCACAGAACACGUCGAGGGAGAUGCUUGCAAGUUUGCACUGUGGGUGGGCAGGACGCCAACUUCAGAUAACAAGAUCGUCCUGAAGGCCUCCAGCAUAGAAAACAAGCAGGACUGGAUCAAGCACAUCCGCGAGGUGAUCCAGGAGCGGACGGUGCACCUGAAGGGGGCCCUGAAGGAGCCCAUCCACCUCCCCAAGACCGCGCCGGCCGCCAGGCAGAGGGGCAGGAGGGACGGGGAGGACCUGGACAGCCAAGGAGACGGCAGCAGCCAGCCGGACACCAUCUCCAUCGCCUCCCGCACCUCUCAGAACACGCUGGACAGUGACAAGGUGCGCCGGGGCCCCGCGGCUGGGGCUGGGGGCAGCCGCUCUACGUGA